AUGGCAAAUGCAUGGACUGAAGUUGACGACAUCGCCUUGUGCGAAGCCUGGGAGGAGGCAGUGACCAAUCCUCCACCACGGGGACAGGGGGGCCUUUGGGUUCGUGUUCAACAGAUUUUUGGCCAGCUUCGUGGUCCGGACCAUAACCGAAGCGUGGACGCCUUAUCUUCCAGGUUUCGUGUGGUCCGGUUGGAAUGCGAGAGGUUUGACCGGUAUUUCAAGAGGGUGGAGAGAGAAAUGCCGGACCUUGAUGAGGAUGAUCAGAAGGCGGUGGCGCUGAUCAACUAUCGUCAUGACGAGGGACAGGAUUUCAAGCAUGUUUCGGAGUGGGAGGUUGUUGCCGAUUCAUUUAUCAAUUACGAUAAUGCCUACCACGUCUCUAUGAGCCCGAUGGUGAAUGAAGAUUUUAAUGAGGAUCCUGAAAUAAUCAAACUGAGACGAUCCGAAAGGUUUGUAAAGCCCGCAGCAGCUGUGCUAUCCCCGUAUGUGGCUUACAAAAGAUUGAAAGAUAUAAAAGCCAAAAGGUUAAGAAACGAGGAUAGACAAAUUGAAUUCAUCAAGCACUGGUAUCCAAAUUGCGGCAGUAAACAUCUUUCCCUAAUAGUUGGGAAUUCUGUCGGUCCAAAUUUUUGGGAGUCGUUGCUGGGCAUGGACGGUCGCGGCUGGUUAAGCGAUGAUCAUAUAUUUGGGUGGAUGAUCCACAUGUAUCAUUCAAGAAAUGAAAGUGAUCGGUGGAGUAUUCUAACCCCAUAUUUUCAAAAUUAUUUUCGGUACACGGCCGUCGACCAUACCUGUAAAGGUUACUUUACUGGGCAGGUUGACCCUUUUCCAUCAAUACAUACUGUUGACGAGGUUUACGUACCGUUGUAUAUAGAAGGUGCUCACUGGUUUUUAGGCGUUUUCAACCUGCUCAAUUACACGCUAACGAUAUACGACAGCCUUUUAAAUGCUUUCGAAAAGGAAAGAACGGAUGUGGUGUGUCAUAUAAAUUUUGUGUUUGACCACUGGCUACGAAUUCAUGGUUACAAUGCCCACAGACCAUUACCGUUAACUUACCCUUUCCGAGUUAUUUAUGCAACCGAUGCUCCUCAGCAGUCCGGAGUUUUGGGAGACUGUGGGGUUUGGGUUUGCAUAUUUCUUGAUAGGUUGAUAAAUAAAAAACCGUUGAACGAUGAUAAAGAUACUCAGAAAACAGCGGAACGUAUGCGACGUCAACUUGCUUUACUAUUUUAUGAUUCCGUGUUACCAGAUACAACAACUGACAACAACCUUGGUGAUGAUGAUCCCGUAUUAGAAAUGUAA
Helianthus annuus (common sunflower) is the source of this 1302-nucleotide messenger RNA. RefSeq lists its product as uncharacterized. Lineage: Eukaryota; Viridiplantae; Streptophyta; Magnoliopsida; Asterales; Asteraceae. Gene Ontology annotation, biological process: protein desumoylation. The record is from RefSeq and is a predicted model, not a curated record. Gene Ontology annotation, molecular function: deSUMOylase activity. Gene Ontology annotation, cellular component: nucleus. The coding region runs from base 1 to 1302 and encodes 433 amino acids. The transcript is spliced from 6 exons.